Molecule: messenger RNA, 2214 nt
Organism: Anneissia japonica
Lineage: Eukaryota; Metazoa; Echinodermata; Crinoidea; Comatulida; Comatulidae
Product: BTB/POZ domain-containing protein KCTD16-like
Exons: 1
Coding region: 55-807 (250 amino acids)
Biological process (GO): protein homooligomerization
Molecular function (GO): protein binding
Source: RefSeq, a predicted model, not a curated record
UGAAUAGUUUUAAGCAGCAGUCGUCGACGGACCAGCACUCAAACAAGAGAAACCAUGUCAUCACUGCCGUCGAUCUCACAAGCCUUAGCCGAACUCAACGUCGGUGGUCGUGAGUUUACGACAACGCUGUCAACUUUAAGGAAGCACAGCGGUUCUGUGAUUGCUGAGAUGUUUGCCGACCCCACGAUACUUGUAAAGGACAAUCGUGGGAAAUACUUCAUCGAUCGUGACGGUGACUUGUUUCGGUAUAUCUUGGAUUAUUUGCGUGACGGUAGAAUUAUCCUACCUAGUAACUAUGAAAAUGUUAACAGGUUGAUAGCGGAAGCUGAAUAUUUUCGACUGCCCCAGUUAGUAGCUUUAUUAUCAGAGGAUGCAGACCGUAUGGUCAUUAGGCCUUCGCCCUCUGCGGUUUUGCCCAUGUCCAAGGAAGCCGACAAUCUGAAGCCAGGAUGCUUGACGAUCGGUUACAGAGGUACAUUUGCAUUUGGUAGGGAUGGUUUGGUUGAUGUUAAAUUUCGCAAAAUACUACGAAUUCUCGUUUGUGGACGGGUUUCUAUUGCGAGGGACGUGUUUGGGGAAUCUCUGAAUGAGAGUCGUGAUCCCGACCGUGGGCUGAGCUCUCGAUACACUAGUCGUUUUUAUCUAAAACAUGUCUUCUUGGAACAUGCGUUUGAUAUGCUUUUAAGUAAAGGCUUCAGGUUGAUCUCUAGUGCAGGCAGUGGGGCUGCGGGAACAAUUAAUGGACCGGCCGAGAGUGAGGAGAGUAAAUGGUACCAUUACAAUGAAUUCGUUUUCUGCAGACCUUGAAAAAAAAAAUCAGAAUGAUUAGCAAAUAAGGAGUGUACAUUGUGGCUUUCCGUUGUGUUGAACGCGGAUAUCCUGAUCUAGAACUCGACGCGAUUUCUUCCGUUCCAGCAGAGGCCUAAUACUUUUCGAGAGCAGCCCACCAAUAGGUAGCCGAAAUACAAACACUACCAUUUUCCCAGCAAAAUUACCAAGCGAAAAAACUAUGCUGUACAUAAACCCGUAAUGGAUAUUAAUAUUUCUGUGUAGUAAAACCAGGGAACAGUUGUUCCCUGGUAAAACAGUACGGAAUUACAUAAAUAGGCCUAUACUGACAAAAUUCUAACGUCAUUCAUAAGGAUUUAAUAAAAUUAGGAAAUAUAUCUGUUAUUCACUGUAACGUGAUACGUUACCAUUAUUUUCUUGCUGUCGUGCGUCACACUUGGAUUAAGUACCGAUAGUUGUUUAAAAUCAAUAACGAUACGAUAAGUAGUGGCGGCCAUGUUGAUUAUGUAUCUUGUAAUUUGCUAGGAAUACAUCAUUAUGCAUUCGAUUGAUCACAGCCAGGAACUGAAUUCUUCAUCACAAGCAUAUACCACCGACGGUGAUAAUUCUGAGAAGGUAUACUCAUUCAUUAAGGAUAAAUAAUAACUCUCUGAAGAUCGCUAAAUGGUUUAAGAAGGUAGAUUAAUAAUUCCGUACACACAACCUAAUAAUCGUUUAUGAUUUAUUGAAAUAUUCAAUAAGACAUUGUUUGAUAUGUUAACCUAAAUUAGUUUUCCAGGAAAGCAGCUAAUAGUAUACUAAUAAAAUAAUAAUAAUAAUAAUAAUAAUAAUAAUAAUAAUAAUAAUAAUAAUAAUAAUAAUAAUAUCGAUAACAAUAAUAGUAAUAACAAUUAUUACUAUUAUCAUUAUUAUUUUAUUUCAAUAUUAAUCCCACAUUCAUUAGAAAAAUAGAUAGAUUUUUGUGAGGUUGAAUUAUAGCUGAAUAUUCCAAGCUACAAAUCUCAAAUUUAUAAAUCUUAGAAUAAUUUUAGCUAUUGAUCGAAAUGUGCUUAUAUAAAUUUGUUUAAAAUUACUAUCUAUAAUUCGAAGUUUAUUUAAAAAUAAUUAUAAUAAUUAUACAUUUUUAUAUAAUUUUAGUUCUCAAAUUGAAUUUGAAAUCCACAACAAACAAGACAAUUAUAUUUUAGGCCUACUAUUACGUGCUGUGUAUGUUUACAUAAUAUGUUUAAACGACCAUGGCAUAUUAAUUGCAUAGCAAAUAAUUUUUAUAUUUACCAAUUGUACAUGAUGAGGGUACUUUGCGUCAAAAUACAACAAUGACUGUCAUUCAAAAACGUGUAUGGAUGUAGUAUUAGUCAUAGUUCCUAGAUAUGCAUUCCGGUGUUUGAUACAUACUUAAAUAAAUAGUAAAUAUAAUUAAAUUAA